Molecule: messenger RNA, 1301 nt
Organism: Sphaeroforma arctica JP610
Lineage: Eukaryota; Ichthyosporea; Ichthyophonida
Exons: 2
Coding region: 1-1074 (357 amino acids)
Molecular function (GO): protein binding
Source: RefSeq, a predicted model, not a curated record
AUGGCCAUCCAGCGGGGAGUGUACGACAACGACUACGAUGCCGUAUCAGUGCUGCUACAUAACGAGGUACCAAUGCACUUAACGGACAGUACCAGACGUUUCCCACUGCACUUCGCGUGCGGGUUGGUGGCGGUGGAUGAAUUGGCGCAGAUCAGCACAACGCACUCACAUGAUAACGGAGAGUGGGCAGCGAACAGUGGUAAAGCAUCGCUCGAGGGUGGAGUGCUUUACAGUCGCCCCCAUACGAUAGCUGCUAUUGAGGGUACAGUGCUGCAAUCCCUUGACACGCAGCCACACACGCCACCAGCCGAGAAGCAAGUGCGUGUCACAUUAACCGACACAACUCGAGAUAUCAGAUCAGAUAUCACGUCAUGCAUGGAGACACAUCCAGCUGUAAGCCUGGACAUGUGCACUUGUGAGGCGGUGCAACGGGCAUCGAUUCUGCUGCAGCGGUCGGCCAGUGUAGUGCAGCUGAUGCUUAAUCGUCACACCACGCCCGAAGAUCAUGUGGCGGGCUACAAUUUGAACAGCAGAAAUAUUGAUGGUAACACCGCCUUGCAUCUGGCGGUUUGCUCAGGGUCUGCGCACGUGACACAACUACUGCUCAACAGCGGCAGCAGAUGUGAUAUCCUCAACAAGAAGGGCCAAAGCCCCGCCCAAUACGCUCUUGCACAACAUACAGCUAUGUCUGAUGAGCAUGCUGAGAAACGGAGAGGGGAUGCUUGGCCGUUGUUAGCCUACUUCAUCACUCGUUCUAUCGCGAUUUGCGACAAGUGGGAGGAAGCUGACACUCGUAGAUCGAACGCACAACCACGUAUCAGCAAAGAUUCACCGACAAUGAAUACGCCCACACACCAUGGAACUGUGGAGGUUGAUACAACUGAUCAGAAAGCGGCUGUGCUUCGAGCGCAGUUUGGGUUUGUGGCUCAUUGCGGGAACGUGAACAGUAAGAAUGUGUGCAGAGCAUACAACCAGCUGAAGGGGUGUGCACGCGAAUGGUGCAAGUUUGGUCACUUCUGUGCCACGUGUGGGGUGGGAAGUAACCAUUCAAAGCUAAAGUGUACUGCCAGCUAAGACGACUAUACAAUCAAUCACAACUGCAAAAUGCCACUCGAUAGUAAAUUUAAAUGAUGCAUGGCCAUCUGCCAUGACCACACGAUAGUAAAUUUAAAUGAUGCAUGGCCAUCUGUCAUGACCAUAAGAUAGUGAACUUUGAUGACUUGUCACAGCUGCAGUCAUUGCCAACUGAGACGAACCGGCUCUGUCAUGACCACGAUAUAGUAAAUUUAAAUGAUGCAUGG